Molecule: messenger RNA, 253 nt
Organism: Spirodela intermedia
Lineage: Eukaryota; Viridiplantae; Streptophyta; Magnoliopsida; Alismatales; Araceae
Source: the annotation of a GenBank genome assembly
AUGCAUGCUUAUGUAGCCACACAAAGUUGCAUCUGUACAGCAGCCAUGCAGCAUUGUUUGUCUGCACCACCUUUUGCAUGCCUACCUUGUACUUCUUGUUGCAGUACAAGUGUACACCAUUUGCAUAGCACCACUAUGUACCAAACCCCCUACACGUGCACCUGAGCCAUCCUACAUUGCACUAAAUUACUGCCAUGCUAUCUUGUGCUAGCUUUUGUCUAUGAUGCCCAAAGUUAAAGGAAGGCCCCCAUGA